GUAGUUGGUCGCAAGCUCCCUUCAGAGCAAGAACCCUCUCCUAAGCUUUUCCGUAUGCGUAUUUUCGCUCCCAACGUUGUUGUUGCCAAGUCUCGCUUCUGGUACUUCUUGAAGAAGCUCCGCAAGGUUAAGAAGGCCGCUGGUGAGAUUGUUGCUGUCAACGAAAUCCACGAAAAGCGUCCUGAACAAAUCAAGAACUUUGGUAUCUGGAUUCGUUAUGACUCUCGUUCCGGUACUCACAACAUGUACAAGGAAUACCGUGCCAUGAGCCGUGUCGAAGCUGUUGAAACUUGCUACCAAGAUAUGGCUGCUCGUCACCGUGCUCGUUUCAGAUCUGUUCAAAUCAUUCGUGUUGCUGAAAUCAAGGAUGCUGAUGUCCGUCGCCAAUACAUCAAGCAACUCUUGACUCCCAAGCUCUCUUUCCCCUUGCCUCACCGUGUUGUCAAGGCCGACAAGAAGCACCGUGCUCUCUUCAUUGCCAAGAGACCUACUACCUUCUAUUAA
Messenger RNA from Rhizopus microsporus ATCC 52813, 504 nucleotides. RefSeq names its product ribosomal protein L18ae. Gene Ontology annotation, molecular function: structural constituent of ribosome. The transcript has 3 exons. Lineage: Eukaryota; Fungi; Mucoromycota; Mucoromycetes; Mucorales; Rhizopodaceae. The annotation marks the transcript as partial. The record is from RefSeq and is a predicted model, not a curated record. Gene Ontology annotation, cellular component: ribosome; cytosolic large ribosomal subunit. Gene Ontology annotation, biological process: translation.